GCUUCCCUCCUGCCCCUCCUGCCGCCCGCCGCUCCCCGCCGUCCCCCGCCGCCCUCCUGCUCGUCCUGCUCCUGCUCCUGGCCGGCCCGCUCGGCGGGGCCCGCGCUUUGACAUGUCUGUGCUCUGACUGCAAACAAGCCAACUCCACGUGUGAGACGGACGGUGCCUGCAUGGUCUCAGUCUUCAACCUGGAUGGAGUCAAGCACCACGUUCGGACCUGCAUUCCUGAGGCAAAAUUGAUUCCUGCUGGGAAACCCUUCUAUUGUCUGAGUUCAGAGGAUCUGCGUAAUACUCACUGCUGCUACUCCGAUUUUUGCAACAAAAUUGAUUUAAUGGUUCCCAGUGGACACCUGAAAGACAAUGAGCCCCCGUCGAGCUGGGGUCCCGUGGAGCUGGUGGCGGUGAUUGCCGGGCCCGUCUUCCUCGUGUUUGUUGUCAUGAUCAUUGUGGUCUUUGUGUUCCAUCACCACCAACGGGUCUAUCACAACCGCCAGAGGCUGGACAUGGAAGAUCCUUCUUGUGAAAUGUGCCUUUCCAAGGACAAGACCUUGCAAGAUCUGGUCUAUGAUCUCUCCACCUCCGGCUCUGGCUCAGGCUUGCCUCUGUUUGUCCAGCGGACCGUGGCUCGGACAAUUGUCCUUCAGGAGAUCAUCGGCAAAGGCCGCUUCGGGGAGGUGUGGCGGGGCAGGUGGCGCGGGGGUGACGUGGCUGUGAAGAUCUUCUCGUCACGUGAGGAGCGUUCCUGGUUCAGGGAGGCAGAGAUCUAUCAAACCGUGAUGCUGAGGCACGAGAACAUCCUGGGAUUCAUUGCUGCAGAUAACAAAGAUAAUGGGACGUGGACUCAGCUGUGGCUCGUCUCUGACUACCACGAGCACGGCUCUCUCUUUGAUUACCUGAAUCGCUACACGGUGACUAUCGAGGGCAUGAUCAAGCUCGCCCUGUCUGCUGCCAGCGGGCUGGCCCACCUGCACAUGGAGAUCGUGGGCACUCAGGGAAAACCUGGGAUUGCUCACAGAGACCUGAAAUCCAAGAAUAUUUUGGUGAAGAAGAACGGCACAUGUGCCAUCGCUGACCUCGGCCUGGCCGUCCGGCACGACUCCGUCACGGACACGAUCGACAUCGCCCCGAACCAGAGGGUUGGAACCAAACGAUACAUGGCCCCAGAAGUCUUGGAUGAAACCAUCAACAUGAAGCAUUUUGAUUCAUUUAAAUGUGCUGAUAUCUACGCCUUGGGCUUGGUCUACUGGGAGAUUGCCCGAAGGUGCAACGCAGGAGGUAUCCAUGAGGAGUAUCAGCUUCCCUACUACGACCUUGUGCCCUCUGAUCCUUCGAUUGAGGAGAUGCGGAAGGUCGUGUGUGACCAGAAAUUGCGGCCAAACAUCCCAAACUGGUGGCAGAGCUACGAGGCACUACGGGUGAUGGGCAAGAUGAUGCGAGAGUGCUGGUACGCCAACGGAGCAGCUCGGCUCACUGCCCUCCGCAUUAAGAAAACCCUCUCCCAGCUCAGUGUCCAGGAAGAUGUGAAAAUUUAGGCUCUGAGCCUCAGCAGGAGGAAACUGCACAGGAGCUGCUGUGCUAGAGUAGACAUGUGAUGGAGGCCUACCUCGUGUUUCAGCCCAACCUACUGCUACAACCAGACAGCGGGACCUGCAGGCUGCUAGGCAGGGGGACGGAGCCUACGGAACCGCUCUCUUCCCUGCUUGGGUAUGAAACAAUCCAAAACCUUUUGUGAUCACCUCCUGAGAGCGUGGAGAUUUGAGAGGGACUUCACCCGAGGGAUCUCAGCCAUGAUCGUAACUCUUUGUUCCUUUAAAGGAAAUCCCUGUAAAGUUCAGCGUGCGUUGAGCACCCAUUGGUGGGGUCGGAGCCAGCCCCGGGUGCUCGGUGCCGGGAGUGGGAAGGGAAAGGGAAAGUUUUCUUGCCGUACUCUCGAGGAUUUUUCCAGGGACUGGCACGUUAAUGCAGAAAAAGCAAAACAAAUGGUGCUCUCUUCCAAGAGGCUGAGCCAGAACAGUUGUAUCAGCUUCACAAAACCGUUCUCCCUCCUUUUCUUAAGCUUGAAAAAAAAGUCCAACUCGGCGCCCUGACGGCCGUCGGGGCGCCCCGGUGUCUGCAUGCGCGAGGUGCGCGUGUCCCCGUGCCUGGUCAUCUCCUCAUAGCCGUGCGGUGUCUGCCUGUGGGUGGCUCAUCUCUGUCCGUGCUUCCUGUGCAUGUGCAAAUCUCGAGUGUCCCGUUUGUGAGCUGUUGCUGGUGCUCUCCGUGCUGAGUCGUGAGCGUCGUGGAGCUUGGACAGGCUGCUGCAGAGCGGAUCCUUGGCUCCCCGAUGGGCGCCGCGGCCGCGCCGUCUCCGCCGCCGGCUGCCACAACGUCCCAUCAGGUUGCCUCACUGCCACCCCUUCCCUUUUUUAAGACAAAACAAAAAUAAGGAACUGAGAAUCACUCCUGGAAUCCAGGUUUUUUUUGUCUUGAGCCCCUGGGGUUUGUAAUUCUGGGUAGCGGGGAGCUGAGUUGUGUCAGAGGCGGAGCAGGCGCUGUGGGGGAGUGCAGGACUCAGUUCUCCUGGGAACACAAUUCCCAACUCCACCACCCAGGCACAUUUCUGGGGGCCUGGUGAUGAUGCAGCGCUGCAGGCUGGGGACAGAGUGGCUGGACAGUGGCCAGGCAGAAAGGGGCUU
Pyrgilauda ruficollis (rufous-necked snowfinch) is the source of this 2675-nucleotide messenger RNA. It is a transcript of the gene ACVR1B, whose product is annotated as activin A receptor type 1B. Gene Ontology annotation, cellular component: activin receptor complex; plasma membrane. Gene Ontology annotation, molecular function: activin binding; ATP binding; activin receptor activity, type I. The record is from RefSeq and is a predicted model, not a curated record. Gene Ontology annotation, biological process: activin receptor signaling pathway; protein phosphorylation; cellular response to growth factor stimulus. The transcript is spliced from 9 exons. Bases 171 to 1532 code for a protein of 453 amino acids. NCBI's taxonomy places the organism in Eukaryota, Metazoa, Chordata, Aves, Passeriformes, Passeridae.